AUGCAGUCCGGGGAUUACCGAUUAGAGACCAGUACAUAUGAAAAACACCAUGAAAUAUGUUUCACAGACUCGGAUCUAAAUCUAUCAAAUAGACUCCUACAGGGCGGCAAACUUUCUGGUCUAAUUGACUGGAAAAAUGCCGGCUUCAAGCCAGAAUACUGGGAAUACACGAGGACGGCGUGGGCUUGCCUAGGCAACGAACGCGCGGAAGCAGAGUUGGACUAUGCUUUUGAUAUGAGUUAUCAUGAUGAGCUCAAGGCACAGAAGUUGCUCUGGAUGGCAAAGCCCGUGUACUGA
Messenger RNA from Nannizzia gypsea CBS 118893, 297 nucleotides. RefSeq lists its product as hypothetical. NCBI's taxonomy places the organism in Eukaryota, Fungi, Ascomycota, Eurotiomycetes, Onygenales, Arthrodermataceae. The coding region runs from base 1 to 297 and encodes 98 amino acids. The record is from RefSeq and is a predicted model, not a curated record. The transcript has 2 exons.